This is a messenger RNA of Paramecium sonneborni, 3229 nucleotides long. The record is from the annotation of a GenBank genome assembly. Lineage: Eukaryota; Ciliophora; Oligohymenophorea; Peniculida; Parameciidae.
AUGCCACUUGCAUAAUGUGGAGGAUUAUGUUUGAAAGUAAGCAAAGAGUUAGGUGCUAAAUUGGAAGUAACAAAUCAAAAAAUAGUUUUAAUAGAGGAUGUAAAAUUAGCAGACAACAAGACAGAAUUGUAUUUCAUAGGAGAAUUAUAUCAUUUAAAUGAUUAAGAUUUAAUAGAAGGCCAUAAAUUAGAAAGUGUAAGACGAAUUUUAAUUGAACUGUAUAAGGCAUACGAUUCAUUAUUGAAAUAGAAUAAAUAGUUAGAUUUCUCUCUCUAUAAUCUAUUUUUAGUUUAAGAUUAACUAAAAGUAUUAGAUAUAGGAGUUUUAAAUAAAAAAGUCUAAAAAGACUCAACUCCAACAAGUAUGCUUGCAUUAUUAAUUUUAAAACUAUUUUUAUCACGACAAUAAUACAAACCAUUAAAAUAUAUGAAUAGUGGAUAAUAGAUAGAAUACAUACGGAAAUUAAAUGAAUAUUCAAUUUUAUUGCCAAUGCUAGAUGAUAUUCCAAAAAGAAUUUCCUGGGAAAAUCUUGGUUGUUAUCUCUUUUAAGAUGUUAAAAAAUAAGAAUUUCUAUCAACCAUGCCUAUUGCUAUGUAUUAUAAAUAGCCAUACAAAUUAAAUUCAACAUUAAAUUCAUAUAGUUUGGCAGUUUAAAGAAUGUAGAGUAAUUUAAGGUCUAGAAGUAAAAGAAAUGUAGGAUCUUUAUAUGAACAUUAAAAAACAUCUAUUAAUGGAUUAGAUGAUGAUUCUUAAGAAAAUCAAAGAGUUAUUCGUUCAAGAAGAUUAAUUAAUCCAAAUAUUAAUCUUAUUAAACCAGGAUCAAUGCAAUCUACUCCUAAUCAUAAUAAAUUAGAGCAUCCUUAUAGACAUUCUCCUUAAAUAAUUAAUAACUAAUCAUAAACUUAAUAAAUUAGAGCUUCAUUCAAAACUGAAAACUCUUUAUAAACAAUAUAACAAAAUGUUUCUUAUGAUAAUUUCUUUUUAAAAACAUAAACAAUGACUCCAGAGGAUUCAUAAUCUAAAUUUAUAUCGAUUAAUGCCAGUGUUAGUUAAAAUUAUUAUUCUCAAGAAAAUUAAAAUUAAAAUGACUAAUUAACCACUUUAUAAUAAUUAUAGGUGAAGAGCACAAUUUAACAUGAAAAAAGAAUUUUCAAAUUACCUUAACAUAAAUAAUUACCACCAGNGGAGAGAGACAUUGAGAGCUUCCCAUUAAUUAAUGUAUUAAAUAAUUCAUACUAUUUAUCAAACAGAUCAAAUUCUAAUUCAUUAAGCAAAGAAUGGAAAUAUUCCUAUGAUCUCUUUAACUGUAAAUAGAAGAAUUGAUUUAAUGCCACUUGCAUAAUGUGGAGGAUUAUGUUUGAAAGUAAGCAAAGAGUUAGGUGCUAAAUUGGAAGUAACAAAUCAAAAAAUAGUUUUAAUAGAGGAUGUAAAAUUAGCAGACAACAAGACAGAAUUGUAUUUCAUAGGAGAAUUAUAUCAUUUAAAUGAUUAAGAUUUAAUAGAAGGCCAUAAAUUAGAAAGUGUAAGACGAAUUUUAAUUGAACUGUAUAAGGCAUACGAUUCAUUAUUGAAAUAGAAUAAAUAGUUAGAUUUCUCUCUCUAUAAUCUAUUUUUAGUUUAAGAUUAACUAAAAGUAUUAGAUAUAGGAGUUUUAAAUAAAAAAGUCUAAAAAGACUCAACUCCAACAAGUAUGCUUGCAUUAUUAAUUUUAAAACUAUUUUUAUCACGACAAUAAUACAAACCAUUAAAAUAUAUGAAUAGUGGAUAAUAGAUAGAAUACAUACGGAAAUUAAAUGAAUAUUCAAUUUUAUUGCCAAUGCUAGAUGAUAUUCCAAAAAGAAUUUCCUGGGAAAAUCUUGGUUGUUAUCUCUUUUAAGAUGUUAAAAAAUAAGAAUUUCUAUCAACCAUGCCUAUUGCUAUGUAUUAUAAAUAGCCAUACAAAUUAAAUUCAACAUUAAAUUCAUAUAGUUUGGCAGUUUAAAGAAUGUAGAGUAAUUUAAGGUCUAGAAGUAAAAGAAAUGUAGGAUCUUUAUAUGAACAUUAAAAAACAUCUAUUAAUGGAUUAGAUGAUGAUUCUUAAGAAAAUCAAAGAGUUAUUCGUUCAAGAAGAUUAAUUAAUCCAAAUAUUAAUCUUAUUAAACCAGGAUCAAUGCAAUCUACUCCUAAUCAUAAUAAAUUAGAGCAUCCUUAUAGACAUUCUCCUUAAAUAAUUAAUAACUAAUCAUAAACUUAAUAAAUUAGAGCUUCAUUCAAAACUGAAAACUCUUUAUAAACAAUAUAACAAAAUGUUUCUUAUGAUAAUUUCUUUUUAAAAACAUAAACAAUGACUCCAGAGGAUUCAUAAUCUAAAUUUAUAUCGAUUAAUGCCAGUGUUAGUUAAAAUUAUUAUUCUCAAGAAAAUUAAAAUUAAAAUGACUAAUUAACCACUUUAUAAUAAUUAUAGGUGAAGAGCACAAUUUAACAUGAAAAAAGAAUUUUCAAAUUACCUUAACAUAAAUAAUUACCACCAGAAGAUAAUGAAUAAACUAUAAAGGUCACUAAAAUGGAGGAAGAUUUGACUAAGGAGUUUGAAAAAUAUUCAGAAAAUUAUAAACAUUAUAUUGAAUGCUUAAAUAUGAUUGGUAAGACAGUUGCUAAAUGUAUAACUACUUUAGAUGCAAAGAAUAAUCUUUGGAUGAUGCCUUUAUUUAUUGUAUUUAAAAGAAUGUAUUAAUUAAGAAUUUCUUUAGAAAAUAGUAUACAAAAUAAUCACAAUAUUUUCCAUCUUUAAAAUUAUACAUAAUUUACAGAAAGUUUGUAAUUUCAAGAGUUUAAAGAGGGAUUUAUUAAUCAAAAUAAUAUUGUUAAAACAGAAGUUUAAACUUUAUUAUAAAAUUGUGAAUUCAAGAUAGAGAAACUUGAUAAAAAAAAUUAAUAAAAAAUAGUUCCUUUGUUGAAUCUAAAUUUAGAUUAGAGUAUCAGGGAUAUUUCGUUUAUUUACUUUUACUAAUAGAUUUAUAGUUAUAUUAAAAAGUUAAUGGUAGAGCGCCCUAAAUAAGCACAAUAAUUAAGGGAUUUGAUUGUUAAAAUUUAAUGCUCCUUAUUAAUAAUGGAUUAAGCUAUUGGUGAUUUUAAAUUUGAUUUAUAAGAAUAUAAUAAUCGUAAACAAGAUGAAUUAUAUAGAUAAGAGAAUGAGUUAAAACUAGAAAAGAUUAAAAUGAGAAUAUAAAAAAGUGGAUAUUAAUUUUGA